CACGAAGAUGUUGUGACAUGAUGGCGGUGGGCAUUUACAGCACACCUUCACAUGCCACAAAGGCACACCCAGCAUAACAACAACCGCCAUCGAUCGCAAGCCAGUAGCUAAGGUGGUGAUAUCGCGUCAGUGGCACAGCGUAUGUAAUAACCUCAGCUUCCAUUACUACGAAUACCGCAAACGCUCGCUGUCAUCCAUUCCCCAACAACCAAGCGACCAUGCACGCACCUCGUCACUUCUUGGGCAUGCUGAGCGUGUCCCGCGGUGAGCUGACAAGCAUCCUGCGCGGGGCAGUUGCGAUGAAGGCGGCGGUGAGCCGGGAUCCCACCGCCCAGCUGCAAUGGCUGCAGGGGCGCACCAUGGCGAUGGUGUUUGAGAAGCCGUCGCUGCGCACGCACACGUCGUUCCAGACGGGGAUGCACCAGCUCGGCGGCAACGCCAUCUACCUUGGGCCGGAGCAGAUUGGCCUCGGCAAGCGCGAGCCCAUCAAGGACGUCUCGCGCGUGCUCUCGCGCAUGACAGACAUCAUCAUCGCCCGCGUGUUCUCCAACGAGAGCAUCCGGGAGCUUGCGGCGCACUCGAGCGUGCCCGUCAUCAACGCGCUGUGCGACGUCGAGCACCCGUGUCAGGCCGUCGCAGACAUGCUCACCAUCCUCGAGCACAAGGGCCGCCUCGACAGCUCCCUCAAGGUCACCUUUGUUGGCGACGGCAACAACAACGUCACGCACUCCUUGGCGCUGGCGUGCGCGCAGCUGGGCGUCAACUUCACCUGUGCCAGCCCGACGCAGCACAGCAUGGAUGCGGGCAUCCUGAAGACAGCGCAGGACACGGCGAGCGCCACAAGCGCCGCCAUCACGCAGACGGUGGAUGUGGCCGAGGCGGUCACGGGUGCAGAUGUGGUGUACACGGACACAUUUGUCAGCAUGGGCCAGGAGGAUGAGAAGGAGCAGCGCCUGUGCGAGUUUGAUGGCUACCAAUCUUCAUGCAUGACAUGCCAGCGUACCGCGGCAUUGAGGUGGCGGAGGACGUGAUGGACGGACCCCAGUCGGUGGUCAUCGACCAAGCCGAGAACCGCCUCCACGCGCAGAAGGCGAUUGUCUGUCAUCUCAUGCAAGUCGGCCCCUUUGCACCGACCCACCAGAAGUAACCAAGACAAUGUGUCGAUGUGUGUGUGUGUGUGUGUGUGUGUG
Molecule: messenger RNA, 1190 nt
Organism: Salpingoeca rosetta
Lineage: Eukaryota; Choanoflagellata; Craspedida; Salpingoecidae
Product: ornithine carbamoyltransferase
Exons: 2
Coding region: 219-1031 (270 amino acids)
Biological process (GO): L-citrulline biosynthetic process
Cellular component (GO): intracellular membrane-bounded organelle
Molecular function (GO): ornithine carbamoyltransferase activity; amino acid binding
Source: RefSeq, a predicted model, not a curated record